Leptopilina heterotoma is the source of this 984-nucleotide messenger RNA. Its product is annotated as piggyBac transposable element-derived protein 4-like. The transcript has a single exon. The record is from RefSeq and is a predicted model, not a curated record. The coding region runs from base 1 to 984 and encodes 327 amino acids. NCBI's taxonomy places the organism in Eukaryota, Metazoa, Arthropoda, Insecta, Hymenoptera, Figitidae.
AUGAUAAAAUUCAAAGGCCGCAGUAGCAUGAAACAAUACAUGCCACUCAAACCUAUAAAACGGGGAUAUAAGUGCUGGGUUCGAGCAGAUCCAUCAGGUUAUGUAUGCGAAUUUCAGAUGUACACAGGUAAAACUAAAAGUACGGAAAAGCAGUUAGGAGCAAGAGUAGUAAAAGAUCUCACUCGCGAAUUGAAGGGCAACAAUCACCAUGUUUAUUUUGAUAACUUUUUCACAGGGGUAGAUCUUAUGAUAUAUCUGAAAAAAGAUAAAAUUUUUGCUUGCGGUACUGUACGUCAGAAUCGAUCAAGAUUGCCAAAAAGUAAAGUGCAAGACAAACAAAUGAAACAUGGUGAUAGCGAAUUCCGAACAUCGAAUACGGGUAUUCGAUGGGUCAAAUGGAUGGACAAGAAGGCAGUCUACUUCUUGUCUAACUAUCAUGACCCUCGUGAAACUGCGUCGGUGAAUCGGAAACAAAAAGAUGGCACGCUGAAACCCACCAGUUGUCCUGUAAUGGCUUUUGACUACAACAAACACAUGGGCUAUGUAGAUAAGGCUGACCAUCUCUUGUCAACAUAUAACAUUGACAGGAAAUCUAAGAAAUGGUGGCAUAGAAUAUUCUUCCAUUUCUUAGAUGUCAUUGUUGUCAAUGCGUAUAUUUUGUACAAAGAGAAGAGAUUGAACCCAACUUUGACUGCGAAAGAAUUCAGGUUACGUUUAGUAGAUGAAUUGGUAGGACACAAACUACCAAGUUCAACUGGGAAGAAACGUAAAUUGAGUACAAUCUCUUCUUACAAACCAAAAGUGUCAGAGGAAAAAAGAAAAAGUCAAUCAGCUCAUAUGCCUGAAAUUAUCGCUUCACCUAGACGCUGCGCUCAUUGCAGUACUAAAGCCGACCAAAAGCGAACAUCAUGGAUGUGUAAAACUUGCAAUGUACCACUCUGCCUGCAUCCCACAAGAAAUUGCUUCGCUGCUUACCACUGCUGA